Loa loa (African eye worm) is the source of this 2436-nucleotide messenger RNA. Its product is annotated as TK/DDR protein kinase. The transcript is spliced from 19 exons. The record is from RefSeq and is a predicted model, not a curated record. NCBI's taxonomy places the organism in Eukaryota, Metazoa, Nematoda, Chromadorea, Rhabditida, Onchocercidae. Gene Ontology annotation, cellular component: signaling receptor complex. Gene Ontology annotation, biological process: positive regulation of kinase activity; protein phosphorylation; cell surface receptor protein tyrosine kinase signaling pathway. Gene Ontology annotation, molecular function: ATP binding; protein tyrosine kinase collagen receptor activity; collagen binding. Bases 1 to 2436 code for a protein of 811 amino acids.
AUGGAAAGCGGUGAAAUUGGCGAUUCGCAAUUGUCAGCUUCCACCAGUUUUGAUAUAAUUAGUGUCGGACCACAAAAUGCCAGGAUACGAAAAGAACUUGCAUCUGGUGCUUGGUGCCCAAAACCACAAAUUAAAGCAGGCUCAUAUGAAUUCUUGGAAGUGAAUUUCGAGCAGGUAUAUGUGAUAACAGGAAUUGAAACACAAGGUCGUUACGGGAAUGGGACAGGUCGAGAAUACACGACACAUUACAUGAUUGAAUACUUAAGAUUGGAUAGCUCAUGGAUAAAAUAUCAAAAUAGAGCGUUAGCUGAAGUGCUUGACGGUAAUGAAGAUACAGCAACUGUUGUACGACGAGACCUGGAUCCACCAAUUGUUGCGUCACAAAUUCGAAUUGUGCCUUAUUCGACGUAUGCAAGGACAAUGUGUCUCAGAGUGGAAUUUUAUGGAUGUCCCUACAAUGAUGCCUUAAUGUUUUACUCGAUGAAUAACGAUGGUUCUAGAAUUGAUAGUUAUGAUUUUCGUGAUAAGAUUUUUGAAAAAUCAAAUAUGAUUAGUCAUUUCACGAAUAAUAAGAAAGGUUUAGGACUCCUCACAGAUGGUAUCAUUGCCACAACAAAUCCGUUGGACGAUAUCACCGGUAGCGAAAAUAAAAUACCAGCAGCAUGGAUUGGAUGGAAUCAGCUGAUAACCAAUGGUUCGGUGGAGAUUGUCUUUGAAUUUUCCGAGAUUCGAAAAUUCACAUACCUUGAGAUUUGGUCCUAUGGAACAUCAUUGCGAAUGACGGAAAUAUUUUUUAGCACAAAUGGCAAGAAAUUUGCACUCGCUUCACAAAUUUCAUCCAUACAAAGAAGACCAUUAGAUGCAAUGCGCAAUGUGCCAAUACGAAUACCGCUCCAUAAUGCAACUGGACAAGCCUUAAAAAUGAAACUUAGCUACAAGGAUCAAUGGUUGUUUCUGUCUGAAAUACACUUCGCAUCAAGCACUGUUAAAAAAGCAACCGUAUCGACGCGAAUUCCUAUCACUAUCACUGCUACUACCACUGUUAUCAUCACCAGUUCUGGACCCGGUAUAUUCAAUGUAACUUCCUCAACAACAGUGGAAGAACCCAUUGGUAUAUUUCCGGUUGUUUAUUUCAUUGGUUUGGUAAUUUUAUUCUUGCUCAUAACUUGUGUACUGUGUGGAAUUCUAAUCUCACGACGACAUGAACCAAAUCCAAAAAAUCAUAACAAUGGAAGAGCAAAAAUUAUGGUGACAAGUUUGGGCGAGAAAGGUUUUUGCACAAAUUUUUGCGACGCAAAUGACAUUGACUAUCAUCAGGUUCAAAACAAUGGCUUCUAUGCUGAUGAAAAAAAACUGGCAACUGUAAAUAAACGAACCAAAAGAUCACCGUCAUGGUCCGAUUUUCAUUUUCCGCCUCCACCUUCAGAUAUAUACGGUAUCAAUGAAUCAACAACAAUGGAGCCAUUACUGUUACCUAAAAUUCCUGUAUCACCUGUUGUUCCCAUUGUACGAACCUCAAAAGUUGACCAAAUAAGGCCCAAGAAGAUUAACAAUGGUGACAGCUUACAUUAUGCUACUGCGGCUGUUCGAGUUUCCGAUUUCAAAGUGAAACGACGAAUUGAAAAAUUCAAUACAAAUCAGGCUGUGUUAGGCUCUGAACUUGGCCGUGGAAGGUUUACGGUGAUUCGAUCGUGUUCCAUUGAUAGUAAUAAUUAUGCCGCAAAGAUAAUAAUAGAUAAAAAUAAGCAAGCCAUGAGUAUCUUCAACGAUGAAGUAAAGAUAUUAUCGAAAAUUGACCAUGAAAAUCUCAUCAAGUUGUACGGUAUCGAUGAUAAUUCAACAAUGUAUCUUGAAUUAGCACUAUACGGGAACGUACGACAGUAUUUGGCUCAUGAGCCUGAAGCCAACUUCUUAAGCAUGUUACAAUUAGUGGUUGAAAUAGCCGCAGGGAUGAAAUAUUUGGAGCAAAGGCAAAUUGUUCAUGGUCAUCUGUCACCUCAGUGCAUUUUGAUUGAUCAGAAGAAAACGGUCAAAAUCACAUCACCACGAGGACAUCUUCAUCAUGCUCAACUUCGUUAUAGUGCUCCAGAAUCUGUCAUUGCUAAUGAAUGGAGCAAUAAAAGCGACGUUUGGUCAUUUGCGGUGACAGCUUGGGAAGUUUUCAAUGAUUGUACGAUGAUACCAUUUGCUGAAUUGACAAAUGCUCAAUUACUUGAGAAUGCUAAACAUAUCUAUAGUGGACUUGAUGCGAUAUAUCUGGAGCUUCCUAUGCAUUUACCUCAACAGGUAUCGAAUCUCAUUGGCGAAUGCUGGCGAAGGAUACCAAGCGAUCGACCAACAUUUCUUGAAAUUCAUUACAUUUUAUCGAUGAAACAUUCGGGUGUACCUAUUCCUGAAAAGGGUAAUGCAGCUAUUUUAUCUUCCAUUACUAUAUAA